AUGGAGGAGGACCGACUCGGUGUUGCGUGGUUCACCAACUUUCACGCCUGGCGUCCACCUCAAUUCGCCAGGGAGCACGCUUCCUGGAACACAAAGUCUCUAGACUUGAAUGAUAUGGCCCACUUGAAACUGGUCCUCUUCAGGGAUCAGGUCCUCAUCGUUAUCGGCGGCAAAGUCGGUCUGCCUCGAACCGUCUACCAGAGUGAGGAUGACCUCCGAAGGUUCUUUGAAGAUACAUCCACAAUCAGAUACGACAGAGAUAUCCAGAUGGGCCAUGUGGUCGAUUAUUUCGUCGGCAGAGAUGGCGCGGCUGUGUAUAAUUUCCCUGCAAUCGAUGCGGCGGAGUCCUUGACGGAGAGGGAGAACGGACUAUGCAAAGUUAGCAGAGGCAUCAAGGUAUCGCAGGAUGAACUUGCCAGCCGGGCCGUCAACCUCAUAAAGGACCCGAUUUUUCAGGUUGCCGAUGCUCUUAUCAUCAACCAGGACUUCGCUUUUUCCAUCUCGGACGACGCUCCAUUCGACUCAUUUGUUGAGGACUUGUACAAUCGAAGACAACAGUCAACAGACGCAGUGUUAGCGAUAUGUGACGCUAUUCGUGCCCUUCCAAACCGCAGGAGGAAAGAUAUGAAAAUCAUUGUUUUGCAGAAUUCAUCGACUUGGCCCUCACACUCUGGAGCUGAAGCAGCACGUGGCAAGGACGGCCAUCUCACACCAUCAGCCGAGUCACAGACAAAGGAGGCUGCAUAUUGUAAGGAUCUUCGAGACUCGGUUGGCAUCGAGUUGUCCUUCGUCAUGAAUGCUGUAGUACCGCAUAUGAAACCUAGUGUUGAUGAUAAUUGGAGGGUUACAUUGAACUGUUUCUCCAGGCGCGGUUUCAGCAACUGGGAGAAGAGGCAGAUUGGUAUAGACCUCGCUCGCCGUGUGGCUUUCGGCGAGAAUGGGCCAACGCCAGAGCAAAAAGAAGAACUAUACGACAAAGUUUUGGAACAGUUCCUACGAUCACGAAUGCUUUUCAGACAGUACAGUCUCAGUGAGAUACUUCUGUGGAACAGAGAGCAGAUGUUGAGGUCCUUUACUAGCUCUAGGAAAGUCAGCUGCCCACCUCAGAUCGAAACCCCAGCCAGAAUUAUUCUCGAGCCUCCUCCUGAGAUCGUGGAGGGCACAAUAACAGAGCAGGAGAUGGGGAAUGACGUUGAAAGUGCAAUGGAAUUGACAGCUAAUCCGCCGCCAGCUCUGGCGGGCAAGGUCGCGCUUAUAUUGGAUUCUGGACGGGGGGAUGGCGUCACCGAAGCAACCUGCCUGGAGCUCGCGCGCCUUGGCGCCAAAGUCGGUGUUACAUAUGUUCCAAGUGUCCAAGGAUGUGAGAUGGCUCUUCGAGUAGUACAGGAGAUUCGUAGAAAUGGAGGAAAGGCUCAGAAAGUCCCGGGGAUUCCCUUUCGCUCUAAAAACUACUCUUACCCGGACGGCGGUGACGAUACAAAUUACAUUCACGAGCUGCUGGGCCUUUUGGUUGAUUCUCUGCAGGUCUCUCAGAUAGAUAUAAUCGUCAACAACACAGGCUGGCGCUACGACUUGGCUGGAGACACCCCAGAGCACCACGAUGAGAUGUUGCAUCUCAUGAGCAGAGAUGGAACUCGCAAUCUCCUAGCCCUCACGUACACUGUGGAGCACUGCGUUGAGUAUAAGCUCCUUGGCGAGGGGGCACGCAUCAUCAACAUCGCCGGCAUGAUAGUCAACCCGGCCACGCAUAUGAACGGCGCUCCACACGGGACAUAUCUCUUCAGCUUCAUGGAUCGGUGGUCAUAUCAGCUUCUGAACGCCUCCCCACACAUGGACGAGGACGAUCCAUUCGUUCAAUUCAGCACCAUUAUUCCUGGUUUCGUCAUGGACGAUGCAAUCCGGCCCACCAAUGAGAAGGCCCGGGAAGACUGGUGGGCAAACCUAGGCACUAUGCACGUGCUGUGGAAAGAUCCAGAAACCGUCCAAGAAACAGCCAAAAUCAUUGGUCUGCUUGCGCUACCAGAGUUUGCCGAGGAGAACAUCGCGAUCGCGCCGGAUCACGAGUUCGUUCCGCCCAGACCUGUUGGUCCCAGCCUGGGUGAGUCGGGAGAAGGUGCCAAUGACAGGCAUGGUGGCGGGCACGGUCCAAAUAGCUGGGUCAUGGGCGGUGCAACUUCUGCUAGCAAGACUGUCAGGUUUGCUAAUUCAUGA
Cryphonectria parasitica EP155 is the source of this 2211-nucleotide messenger RNA. RefSeq lists its product as uncharacterized. The record is from RefSeq and is a predicted model, not a curated record. Lineage: Eukaryota; Fungi; Ascomycota; Sordariomycetes; Diaporthales; Cryphonectriaceae. Bases 1 to 2211 code for a protein of 736 amino acids. The transcript is spliced from 5 exons.